CUGAGGAUAGGACAAAAACUGCCACGCAAGCCCCGGCUUCCCAAACACCAGAGUGCAGGUCUCCUAGCUACAAUUACAGGCUGUGCCCCUCCCAGCUCCACCCUGUGAGACAUGAAGACCCCCCUGUGGACCCUGCUGCUACUGUGCCUGUGUGUCCCGGGACGGUGUGACUGCCAGAGGGACUGUCUGUCCUGCGGACUGCUCCUCCCCCAGCACCACGCCUUCGACACGCUGGUCUGCCUGGUCGAGUGUGAGGGGAAGAUCUCCCCAGGCCUCACCUGGGAGCUGUGUCGCCAGGCCGUGGACCUACCGCAGUUGCCCUCCCUGCCAGCAGGUGGCGACGUGCUGAAGAGAGGCGAGGAGGAGGAAGUGCCGGCCCUGCCGUCUAUGGACAUGGAGGACAGGGGGCUGCUGUACACCGAGGCCCUGCAGCGCUUCCACCAUGCGGCGCGGGCCCUGGGCGUGGACCAGCCGGGCGACGGCGAGCAGCAGACGGACAGGUUCGACAGCAACUACCAAGAGGAAGAAACAGAACAGGAGGGCGGGGAGGAGGAAGCGGACAGCGCGGCGGGGCCGGAGGGUGAGGGGGGCGUCGUAGACGUGUCCAAACGCUUCGGCGGCUUCCUGAAGGGGAAGCACGCAUACAGGAAGCUGAUGGACCCCGGGCGGCAUCUGCAGAAGCGCUAUGGCGGCUUCAUCGGCAUCCGCAAGUCCGCCCGCAAGUGGAACAACCAGAAGCGCUUCAGCGAGUUCCUCAAGCAGUACCUGGGCAUGACCGCCCGCUCCAGCCACUUCAACAGCCUGACCGCGGACCUCACCCGGCAGAACGAGGUGUAACGGCUGGCAGCCCCCGAGGGCUCUCACUUACCCUCCCCCCUCCCCCCCGCUCGCAGUACCUCAACACAGCAACUAUGACCAC
Messenger RNA from Megalops cyprinoides (Indo-Pacific tarpon), 919 nucleotides. RefSeq names its product prepronociceptin b (gene pnocb). Gene Ontology annotation, biological process: chemical synaptic transmission; sensory perception; neuropeptide signaling pathway. The coding region runs from base 112 to 837 and encodes 241 amino acids. The transcript is spliced from 3 exons. Gene Ontology annotation, cellular component: axon terminus; neuronal cell body; dendrite. Lineage: Eukaryota; Metazoa; Chordata; Actinopteri; Elopiformes; Megalopidae. Gene Ontology annotation, molecular function: opioid receptor binding. The record is from RefSeq and is a predicted model, not a curated record.